UGCCAGCCUGCGGGACACGCUCCCCGCGCCAGCGCCUUGCUGGCGGCCAUGAAAAAGCAGAACGUGAGGACUCUGUCCCUUAUCGCCUGCACCUUUACCUACCUGCUGGUGGGCGCUGCGGUGUUCGACGCCCUCGAGUCGGACCACGAGAUGCGCGAAGAGGAGAAACUCAAGGCGGAAGAGAUCCGGAUCAGGGGCAAGUAUAACAUCAGCACGGAGGACUACAGGCAACUGGAGCUGGUGAUCCUGCAGUCGGAACCGCACCGCGCCGGCGUCCAGUGGAAAUUCGCUGGCUCCUUCUACUUUGCGAUCACGGUCAUCACCACCAUAGGUUACGGGCACGCGGCACCGGGCACCGACGCGGGCAAGGCCUUCUGCAUGUUCUACGCUGUGCUCGGCAUCCCCCUGACGCUGGUCAUGUUCCAGAGCCUGGGCGAGCGCAUGAACACCUUCGUGCGCUACCUGCUGAAGCGCAUCAAGAAGUGCUGCGGCAUGCGCAACACCGAGGUGUCCAUGGAGAACAUGGUGACCGUGGGCUUCUUCUCCUGCAUGGGCACGCUGUGCAUCGGCGCGGCCGCCUUCUCUCAGUGUGAGGAGUGGAGCUUCUUCCACGCCUACUACUACUGCUUCAUCACGCUGACCACCAUCGGCUUCGGGGACUACGUGGCGCUGCAGAGCAAGGGCGCUCUGCAGAGGAAGCCCUUCUACGUGGCCUUCAGCUUCAUGUACAUCCUGGUGGGGCUGACGGUCAUCGGCGCCUUCCUCAACCUGGUGGUCCUCCGGUUCCUGACCAUGAACAGCGACGAGGAGCGCGGAGAAGGCGAGGAGGGGGCGGCGCUCCCCGGCAACCCCAGCAGCGUGGUCACCCACAUCUCGGAGGAGGCCCGGCAGGUGCGCCAGCGGUACCGGGGCGAGGGCGGCGAUCUGCAGUCCGUGUGCUCCUGCGCCUGCUACGGCUCGCAGCCGCAGAACUUCGGUGCCACGCUUGCCCCGCAGCCGCUGCACUCCAUCUCCUGCAGAAUUGAGGAGAUCUCGCCAAGCACACUGAAGAAUAGCCUCUUUCCGUCCCCCAUCAGCUCCGUCUCGCCGGGCCUGCACAGCUUCGGUGACAACCACAGGCUGAUGCUGCGUCGGAAGUCCGUCUAA
This is a messenger RNA of Cavia porcellus (domestic guinea pig), 1146 nucleotides long. RefSeq names its product potassium two pore domain channel subfamily K member 9 (gene Kcnk9). Lineage: Eukaryota; Metazoa; Chordata; Mammalia; Rodentia; Caviidae. The record is from RefSeq and is marked provisional. Gene Ontology annotation, cellular component: plasma membrane. Gene Ontology annotation, molecular function: outward rectifier potassium channel activity; potassium ion leak channel activity. Gene Ontology annotation, biological process: stabilization of membrane potential; potassium ion transmembrane transport.